This is a messenger RNA of Pseudo-nitzschia multistriata, 5099 nucleotides long. NCBI's taxonomy places the organism in Eukaryota, Bacillariophyta, Bacillariophyceae, Bacillariales, Bacillariaceae. The record is from the annotation of a GenBank genome assembly.
AUCGUUCUGAUUCGUUGCUGUUGUCCGGUGGGCAUCUUCUCACCCAAGAACAGGUGCGUGUACCAAGAAGCUUCCUGUCCGGAUUGGCCAUCAAGGUCCGUGAGUCACAGAGAAGAACAGUCUGGGAACUAGGCAACCGCGUAGCGAACGCAACAAUUGCAAUUGCAACCAUAGAAAGCAGGUCGCCAUUGGAGUAACCGUCGGCGACACACUGGGAUGGAUCACUUCUUAUUGGAAACAGAACCCGACCACAGUGUGGCAGCAACGCAUGCAACAGCGUCCACUGCCGAUCGUAUCGAUCGCACGCUGGCAUCUCUUCGAAUAGGACCCGGCAUCGAAGAACCAGGGGGAAACGACGCCGGAGAUGCCGAUUCCUCUGAAUCUUUUUACACCUACCAAGCGGUAAGCACGACAACAAUACGUACUGUAUACUCCUAAUACUGCAUGGUAUGCUUCCGUCCCAUUCCUUUGUUUCCCCCUUUGUAUCGUUUCUCACUGUAUUGCCUUGCGUUGCGUUGCGUUGCAUUGCAUCGGUUUGUGUGUUCAUUGCUUCAUUGAUUGGUUCAUUGAUUGGUUCAUUGAUUGGUUCAUUGGUUCGUUCGCUCGUUGGUCGACCAUUGUCGGUAUCCCAUCCCAUCCCUUCAUUCCAACCUUUUCGCUCCGAAACAAAACCUAAUGAUUCAUUCGUCGUGUGUUGCGAUUCAUAAUCUGUUCAGUCGGACGUGGUUCGGCUCAUGCACCGCGCCCCGCGUGGGGUCGGACACACCAACCGGAUGGCAUCGUUGCUCGAAAGCGUGGGAAAGGGAAACACAAACGCAAACGCAAACGGAACACCUUCGUUUUCGCUUGCAAACAACGAUUACACGAACGGUCUGAGGCUGUUCGCGGGAUUCUUUGUUCUAGCUCCCUUUGUGAUAUGGGCAAUCGUGCUGAUAGCCUUCAAAUGCAAACAUUGUUACGACGUCUUUCGAGGAAAUAAUGCAGACAACAACCCCACAAACAACAACGCCAACAAAACAGGAAAACAAUCAUCGGCAACUCCGCCGACCACGAAAUCCUCUGAAUCACAAACGGCAAUAACAACCUCAAACAAAUCGGAAUCGGAAACCCGGAGCGAAAUCGAUGCCAAUUUUACCACCCCCUGGAUCGCCGGCGGCUCGGUCAUCGACAUGAUCAAGCUGAGCAAGGCUGGUGUCCAGCGGAAACACCGCAAGCGCCUCGUCUUGCAGUCCUGGAGGAUCCAGUCCCUCUUUCUAUCGGCAUCCAUUCUGAUCCCAAUCAUAAGCGUCGUAAUGAUGGAAUUCGGAUGGAAACCCCUCGAGGAGGCCGUUCGGGAACUCCAGGACCUCAACGGAGACGUCGAAACCCUUGCCUACCGCGGAUGGGACGCCAUGCAGCGGCUGGAAUCUUCCAAGCAGGAACUUUUUUCCGAAAACGAGCUGGUCCGAUCCGUGGUCGAGUAUUCCGACUCGAAGGCGAAGGGAUACGAACCGGAUCGGAAACCCCUGACCGACAUGAAUCGAGACGGCGGCGACACCUAUGGCAGCAACAACGACAAGAACAACAAUCGCAGCUUGCAGAACAAACCAUUCGCUGCGAAGCAAAAGCAGAAGCAGAAAGAAACGCAGACCGUGCCUCCCACACAACUCCCAGAGAUCCCGUCGGAUAUCUCUCCGUGGAGCGACAUGGUCACCUCAUCGCCAACCGAGCUACAGAUUGAGAUUUACAACCUUGAAGAUGCUCCGGUAGGAGGCGAUGCGUGGAAGGACAAAAGUGAGUACCUGUUGAAGACCAUGGAAAAAGGGAAAGCCCUACCGCCAACCACACCGCAGAACAAUGGCGUCGUGGACAACAGCAGCAGAGAAGAAGAAGAAGAAGAAAUCAACAAUGAAUCUGUGCUCUUGCUCGACGAUUUCUUCCUUUCCGAGCCCGCUUCGUCAACAUUAUCAACACAAUCAUUGCCCUCUUCCUCUGCUCUUCCAGUGGUUGAUACUCCGCAGCUCAAGGGUGGAGGCUUGAUCGAAGAGUGGUGCCCCGAUGCCCCGCGUUACAUUGGUGAAGAGGAAAUGGCGUUCUGGGCCUCUUCGAUCGAUAGCUUGAGCCAGAACACAGAAACCAUAGAUCGGAUCUUCAAUUCCCUCGAAACCUCCUUUCCGUACACCGAAGAAAACAAAGAAACGCCGUCGUCUUCGCGUUCUGAUAACGGAGACAAUCCGGAAAAGCAAACUCACGGCUCUUCGGCAUUUCGAUGGGUGAUCGAGGCUACGAACGCCGUCAACGAGGCAAUCGAGUGGUUUUUCGCGAACGAUUGGCUCCUCAAAUUGCUUGUGGUUGUGCUGAACGUUGUCAACGGAUUGCUCCUGGCGAACGUUUAUUUCGUCAGCAAAAACAACAUCAUCCACGCACCGACACGGUGCUACGUAGCUUAUUUUUUGGUUCCCCUCUUUGCCGUUGCGGCCGUCCUGGUUCUGGUCGUUGCGGUUGCUACCAGUGUGGCGGUCUUGGUCAGCGCAGACUUUUGUUCGGGUGGAACGAGCGGGAGUGGCAGUCCCCAGGGGACCAUGGAAGACUUUGUCUCGACGCUUCAGCAUCGCCUGAAUCAAAAUAUCGAGGGUGGCCCGAAUGAUCCCCUCGAUCUCUUGUACGAUUCGGUCGAUUACUUUUGGACGGUACGUGGGACGCAGCAUCGUGUGCGGGAGUCCAUCAGAGUGUGCUUUUUGGCUCCCCUUUUCUAAUUACUCUUGUAUGGAAAUCUAUUCUCAAUGGUCCUGUAUUAUUGUUUGCUCGCAUCGAAUUCACAGGGGUGUCUCUCGGAAAAUCCCUUGCAGUUUCUGGACGAUUUUUCGAACGACGUAGACGCCGCUGCCGCAAAACUCAAUCAAAUCACAAUGUUGCUGCCGGAUACGGGUGUUGCUACGGUUACCGCCAGCAGCUCUGCGUUGCAACCAGAACUAAUAGCCGAAGGCAACCAAACGGAUGCCAACUCUGGCUCCUACAUCAAUCCAUUUGCCUCCGCCACUCUAGAACGAUUGAACAAGGCUUGCGAUCGUGACAUGUCCUUUUUGCCCCCGGCCAUCAGUGAUCUCGACCACCACGUCGACGGGAUCAAAACAAACAUCCACAAACUUUCCGAUAUCAUGAGUUGUGGCCAGGUCAGCCCGCUCCUCCUCACGGUUUCUCAGGGUGCGAUGUGUGUCGAAUUGCCACACGGUUUGACGGUACUGUGGGGUUGCUCGUUCGGGAUUGUCGCAUUGUGCUUUGCACUGCUCACGGUUCGAGCGGCCCUCUACAACUCGGUAAAAUACAAGAAGCGGCGACCGACAAAACCACGCCGCGUGGUGGAAAAAGAGUUCAAGGAAUACAAAGAAUACAUGAGACAAUACUACGGAGAACAAACCACCGAGAAAUGGAACAUUGAUGGCGAGUCUCUUCCUCCCACAAAGCUUGAGUUCGACUUUGACAUCGAGAUGGAGAGCACGUUCGACAGCUCCUCGCCGAUCAGUGGAACCCUUUCCAACAGCAAUCUAGAGGGUAGCUCCGAAAUCGGCGGCUUUCACGAACAAAACAAUGCUGACGAUGGCGACUCGUCCUAUGGUUCCUCGUACGAUUCGGAAAUAUCGGACGACGAAAACUCCAUCGAUAGCGAUCAGGAACAAGGCAGUGCGAUUGGAUCGCUUCUGUCCGACACGAGAUCCAUCGCUAUGCAGACAAUGCAUUCCCUGCGGAAUGUCACGUCGUUGCUGUCGUCCACCGUGAAGAAGAACACUUCUCGGCUCCGUGACUAUAGCAUUCGAAGCCCCCAGCACCAAGGAAGCGUUGGCAGCAACUGUUACGACGGGUUUGGGGCAAGCCCCGCAGCCAAAGGUAUGGGCGCGGACAGCAACGUUGCUCCGGUCGUUGUCGUCCCGGAAGACGAUUCGAUCACGGAGGACAGUCUGUACCUGCCUACCCCGGUAUCCGAUUGCGUCAUCGAUCCAGAGAUGACGUCUCCGUGUCACAAUCGAAGGGACCAAACACACGAGACGACCAAUUUGUUGCGGUUCGAUGAUAGCUACUCGGACGAGGAGGGGACGAACGAAGAGGAGGAGGAACUACAGAUACGCAGUGCCAUACGGCUCGCAUCCGACCGAUUGAAGCAGGCGCUAACUCCAUCCAACCUUAUAUCCACGCUCUCUCCCUCGGCACCCCGUAAAUCAUUCCCUUUUAUGGCUCGAACAUUGUACAACAAUCUGGAAGGAGGAAGGAGCAAAACCACCAACAGAAACAGCACCGAUGACGAAGAAUUCACUGCGCUGGUCCAACCAAUGCAGUUGGCGAAUCUCACGCCGUUUCGAGACCAACGAAAACAUCAAGGCUCGUGAGGUCCGGUAUCGGGCUGAUCGAGGAGCGAAGAAGAUCCCACCGAGUCGUAGACAGUGGGGACAUGACGGCGGAUCAAGUGGUGGCGGUAUGUCUUCUGCGUUCGAAGCGAGGAAAUCCACCGAGGGAACCAAUGCGUGUCAUAGAUCGGCAUUCGCAUAACGUUUUCUCGAUGACAGACAGUUUAUUUUAGUUUGCAUACAAUAGAACAUACAUCCAAGAACAGAGUGAAAAGAUUAAAAUACAGAAAUUACACUAUCAAUUGCUUCGAUAUCAACCGACUCCGGCAGACCCGAAAGAGCAUGCUGCGCAGUCGUCGGUAGCAUUGUACAACUGAAUCGUGGUGCCCGUGGCAUCGAUCCGAUUAGCCUGUCAUCCGCGAAUCCCAAUGCUUCUUCGUUCGAUGAAUUUGUAGGGUUCUCUGAUUGUACGAUUAUUGGUAGUUUCCAUUCGUACGUAACUCCAUUGAAUAUUAUGCUGCAAUAUUCAGUGGACUGAUGGAAACUUCUGAUGGUACAUAAUCGAUGGCACUAGUAUGACCAUUUUAUCAGUACAAGGUCACGAGCUUCCAUUGGUGCGGUGGACUGAUAGAAAUUCUGAUAGUAUGAAAGAUUAGUAAUGCUUUUUCAUUAUAAUGUCAGAAGCAUCCAAUGGUUUGUGCCCAACUCUCGCUGAAGAUCAAUAGUAAUACUCGCUCAUUACUUUAUCCAUCGAUGGACUAAUAGAAACUUCUGAUGGUA